GGGACACGUGAGAGCGAUUUGCCGCCGAGGUGUUGGGUUGGUCGAGAACUCAACAAACCCGUCCGGUCCGUGAUGGCGUUGUUGCGGCAGUCGUGCCGUGGAUCGUCCAUCGGAUCAGUGUGCCCAAUCUGCGGUUGGUUGUGCGUGCCGUUGAUACUUCCUUGCUGCCGUGUGCUACCACUAGAUCAACGCGUGAAGAAUGAAUCCGGUGCUGUGUGACUUCAUUGCCGGUUCCUUCGGUGGUGCCUGCGGUCUGCUGGUGGGUCAUCCGAUGGACACAAUUAAGGCAUGGCAGCAGAACUCUAACUACGGCAUGGGCAGCGCUAUGUACAACAUCAUCAUACGCAACAACGGUCUGCGAGGCUUCUACCGUGGAAUGUACUUCCCGCUUCUUUCCAAUGGUGCUCUCAACUCGGUCGUCUUUGCCGUCUACGGUUCCCAUUUGCGCUAUCUGCAGAAGCAAUUCUCAUUUCCACUACACCGCAUAUUUCAGCACACGUUCGGAUAGGCUGCGAAAGGCGUACUGGAGGAAGCAUGUGUUUUUCGCCGGUUCUAUGGCCGGUCUAGCGCAAGUGUUUCUGGCCUGCCCGAUCGAAGUGGUAAAGGUGCGACUUCAGACACUAUCCUUCAUUGGACAUCCCUGGGCCUGCCUGAAGGACAUCUUCCGGCGCGAGGGCUUCUCGGGGAUUUACCGCGGCAUUACGCCGAUGAUGUUCCGGGACGUGCUGCCGUACGGUGUGUACAUGUAUGUGUACGAGUACAUGCUAGAGAUUGAGGAACGAUUGCACCGGCUCAGCAAGGAGCGGCUUACUGGUGUCCCGGUCGGUGGCGCACUGCAGGCAUCGUUGAUCGCAACGGCCGGGGCCGUCGCCGGCGUUGCCUCGUGGAUGUUUAUCGUACCGUUCGACGUCGUUAAGACGGUAAUGCAGGCAGAGACGGACCCGACCGUACACAAGAGCAUGAUGCACUGUUUCCGAUCGAUGAUAAAGAAACAUGGGUGGCGUUCGCUGUUCCGUGGCAGUUUGGUUAUCAUCGCCCGUGCUGCACCGGUCAAUUCGGCCACCUUUCUCGGUUACGAGUACUGUUUGGAAAAGUGUCAACACCUUUUGGAUGAAAAGUGAAUUGCUGCUACUUUUAAUGAAUGCGUGUGGAUUCGUAAGACGGAGUCGGAUGUCCCACAUCCGGUAUAAAACCUGCUCGAAGCAAUGAAGGAGAGGUAAAUGAUUGGAACAAUCUCGUGCAGGAUGUGUACAGCUUGUAGAAACUUAUAAUUUUUAGAUUAUGUACAAUAUGUUACGUUUAAAAUCAAUCAAAGUAUGUUAAGUAUUCGCAAUAAGAAAAUAUAUAAAUAUUAAAGAAAAAAA
Anopheles gambiae (African malaria mosquito) is the source of this 1364-nucleotide messenger RNA. Its product is annotated as solute carrier family 25 member 45. Gene Ontology annotation, molecular function: high-affinity L-arginine transmembrane transporter activity. Bases 399 to 1121 code for a protein of 240 amino acids. The record is from RefSeq and is a predicted model, not a curated record. Gene Ontology annotation, biological process: mitochondrial L-ornithine transmembrane transport. Gene Ontology annotation, cellular component: mitochondrion. Lineage: Eukaryota; Metazoa; Arthropoda; Insecta; Diptera; Culicidae. The transcript is spliced from 6 exons.